Messenger RNA from Ruditapes philippinarum (Manila clam), 2005 nucleotides. Its product is annotated as carbohydrate sulfotransferase 15-like. NCBI's taxonomy places the organism in Eukaryota, Metazoa, Mollusca, Bivalvia, Venerida, Veneridae. Gene Ontology annotation, molecular function: N-acetylgalactosamine 4-sulfate 6-O-sulfotransferase activity. The transcript has 7 exons. The record is from RefSeq and is a predicted model, not a curated record. Bases 345 to 1604 code for a protein of 419 amino acids. Gene Ontology annotation, biological process: hexose biosynthetic process.
UGGUUAUGGAAAAAAUCUUUACAAUUAUUAUAGAAUUUUUUCACUUUUGAUAAUACCAUUAGAAUAUAAUACAUUUUUUUAAUUUUGUUUGUCAAAUUUGAAAGACUUAUGCUUUAUAUUUUUUAUUUUCCUGCACUUAUGUUUCACUUAGCGAGGCAAAAAAUAUUGUUUACCUUUAUUUAAUUCAUCACUGUGACGGCAUUCGGACUUUAGAUAAAGAUAACAUGCUUGCUUUAACUUGUACAAUCGUGUGCACCUUAACUGCACUGACAUUGAACUGUUAUAAAAACCUUGUUAGUCGCUAUAUAAAACAAAAUUAAAUUUAUAUACAUCUAGUAACAGACAUGCGUUUAAAACGAAACCUAUCGUUUCAGUUGGUAAUUCUUUUGAUAAUUGGAUUAGGUGUUGGUUUUACAUUAUAUAUUAGGUUCAAAACUAAACAUUCUUUUUCAUGUAAUGAUAUGUAUUCAGAUGAAGUUAUGGGACAAAUUCUUUCCGAAAACUUAUCUGAUAUAAACAAUGCUCUUUGCAAAUUGACUGGAAUAUUUCAUCCAAUAUUUCCUAACAGGAGUACGUAUUCUGUUGAGACUAUUUUCAAGAGGACGCCACACAUGUUUCACAACUGCUUGAAGAAUCCAUGUUUUUAUCAAAGAUAUUGGGUGACAAUCGAGAAUGAAAGAAAGAAUGUGAAAAGAUUGCGAUGUCUUCCUUACUUCUAUAUAAUUGGAUUUCCAAAAUGUGGCACCACUGAUUUAUGGGAGAGACUUAUUCGACAUCCUCAAAUUGUUGCAAAACAUAAGAAAGAAUCACAUUAUAUAGACGAUAAACGUUUCAUAAAACAGUGGACAUUUGAAGAUUAUUUGAAAUAUUUUUCGUAUACGUCAAAUGAAAUAGCAAAGCAAUGUGAAGCACAACAAAUAAACACCGAUGCCAAAUGCAAUAUUAUUACAGGUGAAGCUACUGCUAACACAGCUGCAGUCAACGACCUGUGGAAUCUAUUACCGGAAAAUAAGGGAUGUACGGAACCAAGAUUUACAAAUCCUGACUACCUAUAUAGCAUUAAUCCAGAUAUGAAGUUGAUUGCUUUGAUCCGCGAUCCAGUCGAAAGACUGUGGUCGGAUUACCAUUACCUUGCAAAAUAUUUUAAAUACAAUACAAGUCGUGAAGACUUUCAUGAGAAUGCUGUUAAAGCCAUUGACGCAUACAAAGAUUGCUUGAAAUAUUUUUCACCAAGGGGAUGUGCCUAUAAUGAAUCAAUCGGAUCAAUUCAGAUGAGACUUCGUAUGGCACUUUAUGACAUACACAUCACUGAUUGGUUGAGAGUGUUUCCAAGACAACAACUAUUGAUCAUUCGUACCGAAGAAUACAGAAACAAUACAGCAGGCGUGCUACGCCGUGUUUUUAAACAUUUGAAUAUUGAUUAUCCGUCCACGAUGUUCUUUGAGCAGAUGUUAAUGAUGCCUAAGGAAAAUGUCAACCAUGUAGUUGUUGACAUGGCAAAUACAACUAGACAGAUGCUGUAUGCAUUUUACAAAGACUCCUACACGAAUGUCAGGACAAUCCUUCAAGACCCACAGUUUGUACUGCAUAUGCCAAGGGGAUGAUGGGUCCGCAAUAUAACAAUAGAUAUGUCUGUGCAUUUUUUUUCGAUAGCAUGGGUUCUCAUAACCUGCAAUGAGUUUUGUCUCGAUUUUGUCGUACCUACAUGCGUUCAAGAACAAAUCAUCGUUUGUAAUUACCUUAGAAUUGACAAAUAUUUUCAACCUGUAUAUGGCAGGUUAGUCGUUGUUCGUGUUAUCGCGACCUAACUUCAAGCGGAAUUAAAAAGAUAUUUCCAGUUAAUGCUUAACCUUUGACAUCGUUUCGCUAAAGAAAUCUCUAGCUAUUGCAAUAACGUUGUUAAAUGUUUUGAAGCAUUAUGCGAAGUUACUCAGCCAAUUUGGUUUGUACAUUUGUUCUAUAUGACAUUUCUAACAGAGUAAUAUAUUACUCAUGUUAUAUGUAA